ACUGAUGCAAAGAGGAUAAAAAGAAACCAAGAACACUGCAAUCUUCACAUUAGACUUGCGACUAAAGCAGCAAACUAACAUGAAGAAGGGAAGCCGAGAGAAAGCAAGAACAGCAGUCCAACAUUCACAAAUCCUGCACUAAGUUAACACAUCUUCCAGAUAUUUUGACAUUUUUCGAGAAAUGUUUCAAUCCACCAAAGCUGAAGCCAGAACAGCUUUAUUUCAAGACAGUCAAGAAAACAAGCGUAAGAGAGUCCGUCAGAUAUGCGAUGAGUUUCUAUCAGUAGACAAGACGUCGCUCCAAGAUGGCAGUCAGCACCGAACGUGCGAGAGAAAGUCUUGGCCGAUUGCAUACAUGUAUGAAGGCGGAAAUUUUGUUAAGCGAGAAGACUUGAAACUCUUAGUGCCCUUCUCAUUAUACACUAAAAAUAGCACGGAUUGCAGUUCCUCCUCCGAGAGAAAGUACUACACUGAAGAAAUUGCAGCCUUCGAGAGCGCAGCUCAAGCUUUAUCCAACAUGGACAACAAAGAAAACAAUUUCCAAGUAACACUCCCUAACCAUCAACAGGCACAAGAGGAGCUAAGAGGCGAACCUAAAGUAAAGAAGAGAAAAGAAGAUUCUUCGGCAGAUGAAGAUGCAAAUAAUGAACCAACAGACAGAGAGAGCUACUGGGAGCGAAGGAAAAAGAAUAACGCUUCGGCGAAAAAGUCGAGAGAUGCGAGAAAAGCCCGAGAACAGGAAAUACAGAUCAAAGCAGCUUUCCUUGAGAGGGAAAACCUGAGGAUACUUACACAGCUUAUGAUGGUCCAACGGGAAAAUGAGUGUUUAAAACGAGUUUUAUGCUCAAAAUAUGAAACACCUUUAUGACAGUUAACCUGAUCAUUUUGUCUUUAUACUCGGUAGCCGGUCGUUUCGGCUACAAGUCGUUUCGUAUAGAAGUCGAUUCGCCUACACUAAAUGCUUAUUACUAAAUACUAAAUACUUACCUAAAAAUUCUGAAAAUUGACAAACAGGCCGUACAAUAAUUAUAGUAAUGUUUUUUGGGAGAGUAUUCCACAGCGACGGUGCGGCUAUGCUGAACGUUCUGUCUCAACAAACGAGCUACUAAACUUGAAGAUCACCAACGGGAACUCGUCAUGUACCAAAAGAACAGAGAAUUAAAAUUCACCUUUAACUUGAAAUGAUAUAUGUGUGUGUAAGAAAAAAUUCUUCUGGACAGGGAGCAGACGAUCGGUAUGUUGUCGAUUCAAGUAACUGUACGUGAUCAAACUGUGUGGAAUCCCGAUUUCUCGAACCCUUCGAUAACUCGAACCAAAAGUCGUUUCCCCUCCUCAGUUGAGCAUUGUAAUUUUACUCCCGUUUCUCGAAAUCUAUGAUUUUUCGAACCAAUUUUCCUUUCCCCUUGCGGUUCGAAAAAUCGGGAUUACACUUUACAUGCAUCGUGUUACGCGUCUGUCUGAUUCGCGCUACAAUUUUACGGUGAAUUUAACUAGAAAUACGGUCAAAUACAACUCCUCUGCUUCCCGUGGGCAGUGAUUUUCAUCUAUCUUCGCAUAUAUUUUCGACUUAAGUGUAGGCGAAACGACUCAGUUAAUGUAGGCGAAUCGACUCAGAUCGUGUUGGCGAAGCGACUUCGAUGUAGGCGAAUCGACUUGCAGGCGAAACGACUGACAUCCUUAUACACAGUUUAUAGUUAUAAAAAGUGCAUGUUUUAGCGUUUGGAAAGCCUUUGCCUUUUGUAGAUCGUCUCAGUAGAGGAAACCAAUGUUGUUAAAGAUCAGUUUUGUUUUUAUGUAACCAUAUGAACUUCCGAUCGGUGUAAGCCGGUAUCUUUGGCUUAGUACCAAAGAUACGAGUUGAUAAUCUUUUUAUCGUAAUAAUUGUCUUUUAAUGUAAUCAACACAUUGAGAUUGUAAUAAAACCCUUACGUUUUCUUUGGAAAAACAAAA
Orbicella faveolata is the source of this 1950-nucleotide messenger RNA. RefSeq lists its product as uncharacterized. Gene Ontology annotation, biological process: regulation of transcription by RNA polymerase II. Gene Ontology annotation, cellular component: nucleus. NCBI's taxonomy places the organism in Eukaryota, Metazoa, Cnidaria, Anthozoa, Scleractinia, Merulinidae. Gene Ontology annotation, molecular function: RNA polymerase II cis-regulatory region sequence-specific DNA binding; DNA-binding transcription factor activity, RNA polymerase II-specific. The record is from RefSeq and is a predicted model, not a curated record.